AUGAGGUGGCAGCGUGGCUCUCGAUUUAAUGGUCUCCGUCUGAUGGUCCCAUGGUUGUCAUCAGUCUUGGUCCUGAUUCUGGGAUUCUCGGGCCUGACUACAGCUGUUGCAACGCCACAUGAACAGCAUGUCUCAACUGCUUUCUCCAGCCAAGUGCCAUUGGACUGGCUGCUUACUGAUCGAGGACCAUUCCACCGAGCCCCAGACUACGUUGACUUUAUAGACCGCUAUCGUCAGGGUUUCACCACUAGAUACAGGAUCUACCGAGAAUUUGCUCGCUGGAAAGUCAAUAACUUGGCAUUGGAAAGAAAAGAGUUCUUCAGUUUGCCUUUGCCUCUGGCUCCAGAAUUCAUCCGCAACAUUCGUCUUCUGGGGCGCCGGCCCAGCCUUCAACAGAUCACAGAGAGCCUGAUUAAAAAAUACGGGACCCAUUUCCUUCUCUCGGCAAUUCUGGGAGGGGAAGAAUCCUUGACCAUUUUUGUGGACAAACGGAAGCUCAGUCGGAAAGCAGAAGCUGGUAACCUAUCAGGGAGUGGUGGAAAUAACACCACCGUCUCCUUGGAAACACUGCAUCAGUUGGCAGCCUCAUACUUCAUUGAUCGGGAGAGCACCCUAAGACGUCUCCACCAUAUCCAGAUAGCAACUGCUGCAAUCAAGGUUACUGAAACCAGGACGGGCCCACUUGGCUGCAGUAACUACGACAACCUUGACUCUGUGAGUUCGGUUCUUGUGCAAAGCCCAGAAAACAAGGUUCAGCUACUUGGUCUUCAGGCAGUAUUACCUGAGUACCUGCGAGAACGCUUUGUUGUUGCUGCCCUAAGUUACAUCACCUGCAAUUCAGAGGGGGAGCUGCUGUGCCGAGAUAAUGACUGCUGGUGCCAAUGUGAGUUUAAUUACCCACAAUGCAAUUGUCCUGAGACUGACAUCCAGAGUAUGGAAGAUAGCCUUCUCCAGAUCCAGGAAAUCUGGGAGAGUCACAAUCAACAGUUUCGGGAAUCAGAGGAACUACAGUCUCUUGUGAAGAAGCUGCCAGUGGAUCUCUUCUUGAACAUAACUGCCAUCUCUCAAUAUUGGGCAACAGAUGUUGAUAUUCAGCAUCGCUAUCAAAAAUUGGGCAUGACUUUGAAGAUGCUAUCCAAGAAAAGCCAUCGGAAUGUCCGACGCCUUUUCAAUCUAGCUAAACGCUGCCCCAGGCAACCUCGCUUCAAACUCCUAAAGGAGAGGCCUAUGACCUACUGGUGGAGCCGCGUUCAGUCCCUCCUUUACUGCAGUGAGGCCUCUGUGCUAGGGACAUUUGUUGAAGAAAGCCGCAGCUGCAUCUGCCCUAAUGAUCAGCCCUCUUGUCAGGUCACCAUCCCCUGUGUUGUAGGAGAAGGGCCAGAAUGUGCUGCCUGUGCAGAAGAUAAUAUCACUCAGUGUGGAUCCUGCAACCCUGGCUAUAGCCUCACGUUGGGGUUAUGCCGCCCAGAGGUGGCAGAAUCUCUUGAGCAUUAUCUAGGGCUAGAAACAGACUUGCAGGACUUGGAGCUCAAAUAUCUUCUGCAAAAGUGGGACAGCCGCAUUGAAGUACAGUCAAUCUUCAUUAGCAAUGAUAUGCGCCUGGGGACUUGGUUUGAUCCUUCCUGGAGGAAGAGGAUGUUGGUGACACUGAAAAGCAACAAGUACAAGCCAAAUUUGGUCCACCUCAUGCUGGCCCUCUCCCUUCAGAUCUGCCUCACCAAGAAUAGCACCUUGGAACCAGUCAUGGCCAUCUACGUCAACCCCUUUGGUGGUAGCCAUUCCGAGAGCUGGUUUAUGCCUACCAAUGAGACUGGCUUCCCUGACUGGGAAAGGACUAAUGUAGAUGCCUCUGGCCAAUGCCAAAACUGGACUCUCACUUUAGGCAGCAAGUGGAAGACCUUUUUUGAAACAGUCCAUGUCUAUUUGCGGAGCCGCAUCAAAUCUCUUAAUGACAGCUCUAAUGAAACCAUCUUUUAUGAGCCUUUGGAAACUGAUCCUUCUAAGAACUUAGGGUAUAUGAGAAUCAAUAGUUUACAGGUCUUUGGCUACAGCCUGCCAUUUGAGUCUGAUGCAAUUCGGGACCUUGUCCUUCAGCUAGAUUACCCCUAUACACAAGGCUCACAGGACUCUGCUAUAUUACAACUGAUUGAGAUCAGGGACCGAGUGAACUGUCUCUCUCCACCUGGGAAAACCCGCAUCGAUCUUUUCUCUUGCUUGCUUCGGCAUAGACUCAAGCUGGCCAACAAUGAAGUGAGUCGGAUCCAGUCUACCCUGCAGGCCUUCAGUGCCAAGCUGCCAAACCCAGUGGAAUAUGAGACUGGAAAACUCUGCAGCUAG
Molecule: messenger RNA, 2337 nt
Organism: Protobothrops mucrosquamatus (brown spotted pit viper)
Lineage: Eukaryota; Metazoa; Chordata; Lepidosauria; Squamata; Viperidae
Gene: BRINP2
Product: BMP/retinoic acid inducible neural specific 2
Exons: 7
Coding region: 1-2337 (778 amino acids)
Biological process (GO): positive regulation of neuron differentiation; negative regulation of mitotic cell cycle
Source: RefSeq, a predicted model, not a curated record